AUGAAGUCGUCAACUCUUCUCGCUGUUGCAGCCUCUCUGCUUUCUCUCGCAGGCGCCUGGGAAAUAACAUGGAACGACGCCAACGGCAACAACCACACCAAGUCUGGCCACGGGCCCAGCGACUGUAUCGCAAUUGAUAACCCGAAGGGUCAUCUAUUCAAAAUCGAUUCCCAGGGCGAACAAGGUAUCAAUAUGCUUCUUUUCACCAACAGCGCCUGCUCUGGUGACUCAGCCGGCAUGGCCACCGAUGUCUUCUCCAAGGAAGCUUCUAAAGAUCUUCUCGGCUUCAAGGUCGAGAGUCUUUCGUCAACAGCUUCUGGCAAUAGCACUACUACCGCGGGAAAUUCCACAGCUACCGGCCACAGUGCUACGACGGCCACGACAACGAAGACUGAGGCUUCGAGCCACUCUGCUUCGACCACUGGCAGCACUAGUGCGUCGAAGACUACUGAAACCACUGUCGUGACGAGUGCAGCUGCGACGACGAGCUCCAGCACCUCUGGUAGCGCAUCUUCCGCGAGCUCGAGUGCUGCCCCUGCGAGCACCUCCAAUGCGGCGGUUCGGAUGGCAGGUUCGAACGCUGACAUUGUGAAGGGAGUGAUGUGUGGCAUCGUUGGGCUAGCGGCAUGGAUGAUUUAG
Messenger RNA from Penicillium daleae, 639 nucleotides. RefSeq lists its product as uncharacterized. The transcript has a single exon. Bases 1 to 639 code for a protein of 212 amino acids. The record is from RefSeq and is a predicted model, not a curated record. NCBI's taxonomy places the organism in Eukaryota, Fungi, Ascomycota, Eurotiomycetes, Eurotiales, Aspergillaceae.